GAAUGUAUUUUUUAUUUUUGAAUUAUUUGUAGGGACCGGAGCGGGACCGGGUCUUUUUCCUGCCGUUUUUGAAGAUGCCUGGAUGAAACCGGGAUCGGGAAUUCCCGGUUUUCCUGGUCCGCGUCCUGGCCGGUUAAUUUUAAUUUUUCGGUUCCGGCUUUCAAAAUUUCGCCCACUAGUUAUUCUAAUUAAUUAAAUUUUUAAAAUUUGUUUUUGUUAUUAUUGAAAAUUUAUUUUUUAAUUUAUUUUUAGUUGUUAUUUAUUUUUUAAAAAAUUUUCAAAAGGAAAAAUGUCUCAAGAAAGUACAAUGAUUUGCAUUGACAAUUCUGAAUGGAUGCGUAAUGGGGACCUUCCACCAACUCGCUUUAAUUGUCAACAAGAGGCAGUCCGUGCUUUAGUUCAUUACAAACUUCGAAGCAAUCCGGAAAAUGCUGUUGGGUUAAUUUCUCUUGCAAAUCGUGUGGAGGUGUUAAACUCUUUAUUGACCGAUGAUCGGAAAUUAAUGGUUCGCCUGCACAGUUUGGAAAUUAACGGUUCUACAAAAAUCUUUCCUGGAGUAAAAACUGCUUAUUUGGCUUUAAAACAUCGUAAAAUCCGCACUCACAAAAUGCGUAUAAUUGUUUUUGUUGGAAGUCCAUUGGAUCAGCUUUUAACGGAGAAAGAUUCGUUUCUCAAAUUCGCCAAAAAACUUAAAAAAGAAAAGGUUAAUGCAGAUUUUGUUCUUUUUGGUGAAGCUAUGGCAGAAAAUAACCAAAUUGUUUCCGAUUUUAUUAAUAUAUUGAAUGGACCAGACGGCCAAGGCUCUCAUCUUUUGGUUGUUCCAGCUGGAGACACUAAACUUUAUGAUGCAAUACUUCGCUCGCCUAUUUGUGAGGGUGGUGGGAAUAUUGGAGCUGGGGCUGAUUUUGGUAUUAAUGAGGAGGAUGAUCCGGAAUUGGCUAUGGCACUUCGAAUCUCGUUGGAAGAGCAGCGUGUCAGACAACAAGGAGGAGGGGAUGCUCCCCCACAAGUUGAAGAACAACCUCAACAGGAAGAAGAUAAUGCAAUGGAUGUUGGAGAAGAAAGAGGGGAUGAAGGAGGUUCAAAGAAGACUGCUGAUGUUGUUGAAAAGUCUCAAGUUCCGCCAAUUAAUUUUGAAGAGAUGACAGAAGAAGAACAAAUGGCUUAUGCUCUUCGAAUGUCUGUUGAACAUGCUACUGAAAGUCAACAACCUAGCCGUUCCCGUUCUCCAUCAAUGGCAACACCUGCACCAACACCAAUGGAAACUGAAGAAGAAGGAGGUGGAGGACAAAAAGUUGCUGGAGCUGGUGUUGUUGGGGAUUUGUUGAAUGAUCCGGCUCGUCUACAACAAUUGGUUGAUCAAAGAGGUAAACAAUCCCAAGAGGUUAAAGUAACACAAUAUCCAAAUUCUGAUAAGAAAACUGACAAAAGUGCUGGGUCAUCUAAAGAAGACAAGGAUAAACAGAAAAAAUGA
This is a messenger RNA of Meloidogyne enterolobii, 1474 nucleotides long. NCBI's taxonomy places the organism in Eukaryota, Metazoa, Nematoda, Chromadorea, Rhabditida, Meloidogynidae. The record is from the annotation of a GenBank genome assembly.